GGAAGACCGACAUAAAGCUCGAGAUCAAUCCUCUUCCGUUCCCACUCUCUCUCUCUCUCUUAACCCCACCCAAGAAAACUCUACCCCCAAAACAAGAAGCGCCUCUCUAUCUCUGUGUGUGUUAAAUCUACAAUACUAUACCCAAGAAUACUCUAGACACAUCCAUUCACUGUUGUUCUCUCUAUUCUUCUCUUUCUGUUUUCGUCUUCCUUUCUGAUAAUGUAAACACAUAAGAGCAAGGGAGUUGGUUCUUUUGGCUUUGAACUAUACCCAGAGGUUGAAUACAUGGGUUCGUGCAGCUUUCUUUCUGUGUUCUUUAUCUACUGUUUUUUGUCGAUUAGCUUGUGUUUGGCUGAAGAUCCGUUUGUCAACUACGAUUUUGAAGUCUCUUACAUUACUGCUUCUCCUCUUGGAGUACCCCAACAGGUUAUUGCUAUCAAUGGCCAUUUUCCAGGGCCUACUAUUAAUUCGACUACUAACAACAAUGUUGUUGUCAAUGUACACAACAAAUUAGACGAAGAACUUCUCAUGCAUUGGUCUGGUAUUCAACAGAGGAGGAGUUCUUGGCAAGAUGGGGUGCUUGGGACAAAUUGUCCAAUUCCUCCAAAGUGGAAUUGGACUUACCAGUUUCAAGUUAAGGACCAAAUUGGGAGCUUCUUCUACUUCCCUUCGCUCAAUUUUCAGAGAGCGUCGGGCGGUUAUGGUGGCUUUAUUAUUAAUAACAGGCCUAUAAUUCCAAUUCCUUUUGAUACCCCUUAUGGUGAUAUUACAAUAUUGAUUGGUGAUUGGUAUACCCGGAACCACACGGCUUUAAGGAGGGCCCUUAACGCCGGGAAAGAUCUUGGGAUGCCCGAUGGUGUUCUUAUUAAUGGGAAAGGCCCUUAUAGAUAUAACGAUACUCGUGUCCCUGAUGGUAUUGAUUAUGCAACAAUUGAAGUCCACCCAGGCAAAACUUACCGUCUUCGUGUGAGCAAUGUUGGGAUAUCAACCAGUUUGAAUUUCAGAAUUCAAAACCAUAACCUGCUUUUGGCAGAAACAGAGGGUUCAUAUACAGUGCAACAGAAUUAUACUAGUUUAGAUAUUCAUGUUGGACAAACAUACUCCUUCCUGAUAACCAUGGAUCAGAAUGCAAGUACAGAUUACUACAUUGUAGCAAGCCCCAGGUUUGUGAAUGAAUCACUUUGGCAAAGAGUUACAGGUGUUGCCAUCUUGCAAUAUUCGAAUUCAAAAGGAAAGGCAUCUGGUCCCCUCCCGGACCCGCCAAAUGAUCAAUAUGACAAAACCUUCUCAAUGAACCAGGCCAGGUCCAUCAGGUGGAAUGUGUCUGCUAGUGGUGCCCGGCCAAACCCACAAGGUUCAUUUAGAUAUGGAUCCAUCAAUGUGACUGAGGUAUAUGUGUUGAGAAACACACCGCCAGUGAUGAUUAAUGGGAAAAGGCGGACAGCACUUAGUGGGAUCUCAUUUGUCAAUCCCAAUACACCAAUCAGACUUGCUGACCAAUACAAACUGAAAGGAGUCUAUAAGCUUGAUUUCCCUAGUAGGCCUCUUACAGGCCCCCCUCGGAUGGAAACAUCAGUAAUUAAUGGUACAUACAGGGGAUUCAUGGAAAUAAUACUGCAGAACAACGACACCAAGGUGCAAACCUAUCACUUGAGCGGAUAUGCAUUUUUUAUGGUUGGGAUGGAUUUUGGUGAGUGGACAGAGAACAGCAGGGGCACAUAUAAUAAGUGGGAUGGAAUUGCUCGCAGCACAACACAGGUAUUUCCGGGGGCAUGGACAGCAAUCUUAGUCUCCCUCGACAAUGUUGGAAUCUGGAAUCUGAGAACUGAAAAUCUUGACUCGUGGUAUCUCGGUCAAGAAACAUAUGUCCGGGUUAUUAAUCCAGAGGCUACUAACAAAACAGAGUUGUCUAUCCCAGACAAUGCCCUCUUUUGUGGUGCCCUCAGCAAAUUGCAAAAGCCACAGGAUAUUUCUUUGGCCGCACCAAUUCUGGGCAUUGGAUCCAAGCUGUUCUUUACUGUUCUGAUGGUAACAUAUACAUUGAUUUCACUAUGAUGUGUCCUCUACGAUGCAUCCGGGAGCCCUGGUUUGCUUAGUGAGAUUUGUGGUUGGAGUGUUUAGGUAUUUGUGUAUUUCUAGUCUUGUUGAUAUGAACCAUUGUUGAUUUUUGACAUGUAUGUUUUCUAUCCCAUUGUACUAUUGCUCCCGGAGAUCGAUCCAUUUGGAAUUAACAUUCUUUUAUAAUUUAUGUAGUGAUGACAAUUUAUCAAUUUUAGAUGCAAAUUCAACCAG
Molecule: messenger RNA, 2292 nt
Organism: Ilex paraguariensis (yerba mate)
Lineage: Eukaryota; Viridiplantae; Streptophyta; Magnoliopsida; Aquifoliales; Aquifoliaceae
Source: the annotation of a GenBank genome assembly